Molecule: messenger RNA, 759 nt
Organism: Helianthus annuus (common sunflower)
Lineage: Eukaryota; Viridiplantae; Streptophyta; Magnoliopsida; Asterales; Asteraceae
Exons: 2
Coding region: 15-635 (206 amino acids)
Source: RefSeq, a predicted model, not a curated record
UUUCCCUGCAUCUUAUGUCUAGAUACAAAGAAGGUUCAUCUGCUUCAAACACACACAGAUAUUCACAAGCAGCUCUCUCUCUCUCUCUCUCCUCUCGAUCUAUAACCUGCAAACCCACACAAGCUCAUAACCUGCUCCCUAAACCCCCCUUUUUCGAUCGACAAAACGCACCACCGCCACCACCGUCUGGUGGUGGAGCGGCGACGGAGAUAAGGAGAGAGAGAAAUACAGGGCAAAGGAGAUGGCGGCAGCACCGCCAUACGCGACGGCGACGUUUCCGGCACGACCCGCUAAUAGCGGCGGAGCCACGACGGCAGUGGUGGUCGUUAUUGCUCAAUUCCGAUUCAUCAGGCUCUGGGUUGGUUCGAGAUUGGGUUCGAGUAGAAGUGUCACAGGAAUAUGGUUCGGUUCAACAUCAGGCUCGGGUCCUGUUCGGGUGUUAUUUCGGUUCAGCUUCUGACAAGUGGUUCACGGCUCGGGUAUUUCGGUUCAGUCCGCACCGGUCAGACUGGUUCUCCGGGUCAACCACAGAUCCUCAGGUCAAAGUCUCGGUCUGGUCAAACGAGUCAAAACUGGUGACUGUCUCGAGAGUCAUCUCGCCUUGUUCGGGUGACCUUGUUGUUCCAACCUCCUAAUCUUUUACACUCGUCAACGCUUGGAUAAUCGGAAGGCUUAGCAAUUAUGUGAGUAUACUCGCAACCCCUUUUUAUGUUUACCACUUUUGGGGUGUAACAUGUUUAACUAUUAAACUACACUUAA